This is a messenger RNA of Blastomyces dermatitidis ER-3, 360 nucleotides long. RefSeq lists its product as uncharacterized. The record is from RefSeq and is a predicted model, not a curated record. The transcript has a single exon. Bases 4 to 360 code for a protein of 118 amino acids. Lineage: Eukaryota; Fungi; Ascomycota; Eurotiomycetes; Onygenales; Ajellomycetaceae.
AAUAUGAAUCUGACUGUCAGCUUGGCAUGCGUGGCGAGUUGUACAGAGUUAUACGCAGAAUGUACCGAACAGAAGGCCUUAUCCGGCCAGGUUAGCGUGUAUAACCCCGGCCAGAGCCGUCCAGGGCCGUACAAGCUGGGACUGUACGGACUUAUACGGCCCUGGACGGGGUCACCGAACAGGCCCUUAGAGAUUACAUUACCUGUGUGGAUGAGCCAUUGCCGGUCAUUUGUCUACGCGGAGUUUGCGGGCGCUGUCCAGAGAUCUCUUCAACCUCUUCAAUGCACUGCUACUGGGUUAUCCGCGCGCUCACACGACCAGGGAAUCGGGAGGGAGGUCAACACGAAGGAGAACACCUGA